UGUCAUCAUAACAACGAGUUAAAGAGGAGAGAAAUGGGGUGGGCGACGACGUAAAAAGCGAUCAAGGUGAAAAACAUUUGGCAAAAAAAAUCUAAAGCGGAAUGCGCGCCUCUUGCUGUUUCACUUGGCCGUUGCGAGUCGUAAGCGAGAGACAUGAAUGCUUAGGAGUUUCAUUGUUUCAUCGCACCUUGUCCUCACCUAAGACAUGUUCCUAAUCAACACGAGUAUGCCAUCACAGUAUGGUAGCAGUUUGGAUGUGUCGGAUGUCAAAGUCAUACUUGUGUUUUGUGUUAACAUAGCUCCAUGAGCAUCCCGAUGUGAGAAUCAAAUAUCAACAUAUUAUCGUAGUGAGAUAGUUUAGCGAAAGUGUGUCGAAAAUUGUGUAGUUCAUCUCUGCAUCGAUUCCAACUUUGGAAUAACUGAUCUAUUCUCCUUCUACUCUUUUGGAAUCUGUAAACAUCAAAUAUGUGCCCUACCCGUUCGCAUCCCUCCCAGUUAUGCAUCCUCUGUUUUGUGUUGCUAUGCAACUGCAUCCAUCUCUCGGCUUCUCCCACUCGCCUCACAGCCUGGCCAAAGCUGCGGAUAUUCGGAGGCAACGAUAUUCAUGAGUCGCCUCAUCGUGAGAUACGCCGCUCGACCGAGGCGUCAACCCCGUCGCCGAUGUCGUCGGCGGGUUCGAAUCAUCUACCGUUAAUCCAGACGUCAUCAUCUCCGUCAAAUAAUUCACCAGGGGGUUCAUUGACCCCAUCAUCGGAACCUGUAACGCCAUCUUCAUUUGCAGCGUCGUCAUCGUCGCUGGACAUGUCAUUUUGCCCGAGUUGUCGCAUGCGGAAUCAAAUUAAAACCGAUGUCGACGACCAGGAGCCGAGGUCACCGAUGAUGUCAGCGGCUGAGAAGGAAUACCGCAUCCAGACCCUCAAAAGAAACAUUCUAGAGGCCCUGCAUCUUGAAUCCCCGCCACUUGUCAAAGCUGAUGCCCCGAGCGUUGACCCAAAGGUCAUUGAAAGGAUCUUUAGCGAAUCAGAAAAGGACGAACCGGAGGACGACGAAGAUUUCAAACAUGACAUCGAGAAAACCAACAAGCAACUGAUAGUAGGUGUUGCAGGUGAGAUGGGUGGCUAUGGCAACGAGCACACGGUCAAACUGAGUUUCGCCAUACCUGCUGACGUUCAGCGUGCCAAGUCUGUCAAGGGAAAACUCUGGCUCGGCCUAGCCAACUCGUCGAGCGCCACCACGGGAUCACUUUUCGUCAUCCAGAGGUUGCAUCGAAAAUACUACGGCACCCAUGUCAUUGGUGUCCAUCGCUUGGAGAGUGCAUCACUAGGGACUUGGAUCGGCAUCGAUUUGUCACCGACUAGGUGGUCAGCCAGCGAACCGGCGGUAGUAUUGGAAGUCAUUUCAGAACCUGCCCAACAAACCGUCGACCUCUCUGCCGGCGCUGUUCUAGAGGUCAACAUGAUGACGCGCGAAGACACUCACCAUCGGCGUACGCGCCGCGGGAUCGAGUGCACAUCAAAUAACCCGACAGGUUGUUGCUUGCAGCCGUUCUCCGUCCAUCGAGACGAUUUGAAUUGGAGUUGGCUCAUUGCUCCGACAAAUAUCCAACUGAACUACUGCCGAGGGUCGUGUGAUUCGGGGACUAGCCCCAUCUUCAAUCAUUCCAGCAUCUUCUACGCGCACACUAUGAGGCAGAUCAACAGUAGCCUUCGCAUGCGGCUCCUACCUUGUUGCACACCUAAGCGCCUCGGUGACGUUCAAAUGCUCAUCAAAUCCGGUGACGACACAAUUUAUCGCAGGACAAUACCAAAUCUGAUGGUACGAGAAUGCGGAUGUGCGUAGCUCCGCUUAACUGCGCGCGCGCUGCGCAACCGGACAGUGCCGGAUACCGGAUUUAACAAAUCAAUCAUCCGAUAUACACAAGCGUCAUUUCAUCUUAAACCUGAGGCAAGUGUUUUUUUUUUACAGUUAGGAAUUUAUUCAAAUCUAGGGAUGGGGGUGGGCAAGUUGGCCUAUAUACCUACCCAUAUACACUUAUAUGCAAAUAUACAUACGUUUCUCUGAAUUUCUCUCAUAUUCUGGCCCACAACCACAAAUUAUUGAAAGAUUUAAUCAAGGGCAC
Messenger RNA from Strongylocentrotus purpuratus (purple sea urchin), 2119 nucleotides. Its product is annotated as growth/differentiation factor 8. Bases 466 to 1839 code for a protein of 457 amino acids. Gene Ontology annotation, biological process: SMAD protein signal transduction. Gene Ontology annotation, molecular function: growth factor activity; cytokine activity. The record is from RefSeq and is a predicted model, not a curated record. The transcript is spliced from 2 exons. Gene Ontology annotation, cellular component: extracellular region. NCBI's taxonomy places the organism in Eukaryota, Metazoa, Echinodermata, Echinoidea, Camarodonta, Strongylocentrotidae.